AAUAAUCUAAAAUCUACGGAGGGAUCUCAUUCUAAAAGCACAUAAACUAACCACCCAAUUAUACGAUAGCCUUGAAUCUUUCCCACCCAAAAUUGUCAAAUAAAAAAAAAACAAAAAAAAAACUUUUUUCAUCCCAGAAAACAGAAAAUCACAGCUUUUCAAAUCCAACCAGGAUCACCAAUAAUACGUGUAUAUAUAGUCAUAUUAAAACUCUGAUACCUACAAAUCAGGGCUGUAUCAAGACUAAAUCCUUAUAUACAUCAUCCCCCACACCACAAGGCACAAACAAUCUCCAUUCUGCGAAAAAAGUUCUAACUCAGUAUUUAAUAUCACCAUCUUUUUUCUGUGUUUCGUUCCUUUCUUGUUUUCUAUUCCUAAUCCAAUUCAAUCAAAAACCCAAUCAGAAUCACAUUCAUAUGGCCUCUCUCAGUCUAUAUUUGAAGGAAGCCCGCACCGCUUAUUUCAUGGUCAUCUGCUGCUCCUCUGUUUUCAUUUAAUCCUUCGUUUGCUUUCUCUCUCUCUCUCUCUCGCUCUCUCUCCUUCUCUUUUGAUCAAGAUGAAGCACGGUGAUGUUUGUCAUGAUUCGUCCGACGAGGACGGCGAGAAAUUUGUCGAGACCGAUCCGACGGGGCGGUACGGCCGCUACGGCGAGCUUCUCGGCGCCGGAGCCGUGAAGAAGGUGUACAAAGCGUUCGACAACCGGCAGGGCACGGAGGUGGCUUGGAACCAGGUCUCGCUGAGAAGAUUCGCGGACGACGACGCCAUGAUGGGGAGGCUUUUCAAUGAGGUCAAAUUGCUCAUGGCUCUGAAAAACGACAACAUAAUCUCCUGCUCGCACGCCUGGAACGACAGCAAGAACAUGACCCUCAAUUUCAUCACCCAAAUCUGCACCUCUGGAAGUCUGAGGGACUACCGAAUGAAGCACCGCCGCGUGUCGUUGCGGACCCUCAAGAAGUGGGCCAAGCAGAUCCUCGUCGGGCUCAACCACCUCCACUCGCAACAGCCGCGCGUGAUCCACAGAGACUUGAAUCUGAGCAACGUGUUCAUCGACGGCCACAACGGGCGCGUCAGGAUCGGCGAUUUUGGACUCGCCGCCGUCGCGAAGAGCAAAAACGAGGUCCUCCGGUCGGUGGUCGGGACGCCGGAGUUCAUGGCUCCCGAAAUUUACGAGGAGAAGUACGAUGAGAAGGUGGAUGUGUACGCGUUUGGGAUGUGCGUGCUGGAGAUAGUCACCAGGGAAGUACCUUACAGCGAGUGUGAUAAUGUGGUGAAGAUUUUCAAGAAGGUGACCUCUGGCGUGAAGCCACGCGCCUUGGGCGCGGUUAAGGAUUUGGAAGUGAAGAAGUUUAUUGAGAAGUGUUUGGUCGCCGCGGCGGCGAGGCCCACAGCUGCUCAGCUGCUUGAGGAUCCUUUCUUCGAUGGGAUUUCGGAUGAAGACGAAAGCUUUGUACUGUGUUUGGAUUUUUCUAUGUUAAUGACUGAUGAUAAGAAUUGUAAUCUUAAACAGCUCAUGUCUAAGAACACAAAUGGACAUGGAGCGAUCGUUGAUGUAGUUCUUAGUCAUUAGAUUUUUUUUUUAAUGAUUAAUUUUAUGGUAGGGGUUGAUGUGCUAGUUCGGGUUGA
Messenger RNA from Morus notabilis, 1623 nucleotides. RefSeq names its product probable serine/threonine-protein kinase WNK11. Gene Ontology annotation, molecular function: ATP binding; protein serine/threonine kinase activity. Gene Ontology annotation, biological process: protein phosphorylation; intracellular signal transduction. NCBI's taxonomy places the organism in Eukaryota, Viridiplantae, Streptophyta, Magnoliopsida, Rosales, Moraceae. The record is from RefSeq and is a predicted model, not a curated record. The transcript has a single exon. The coding region runs from base 557 to 1567 and encodes 336 amino acids. Gene Ontology annotation, cellular component: cytoplasm.